Molecule: messenger RNA, 1194 nt
Organism: Aaosphaeria arxii CBS 175.79
Lineage: Eukaryota; Fungi; Ascomycota; Dothideomycetes; Pleosporales
Exons: 1
Coding region: 1-1194 (397 amino acids)
Biological process (GO): fluoride transmembrane transport
Cellular component (GO): membrane
Molecular function (GO): fluoride transmembrane transporter activity
Source: RefSeq, a predicted model, not a curated record
AUGGCGGAAGGCCAAGAUGCACGAGGGCGUGAGCAUGUCUCGCGUGUUGCGACUGAGCUCUACACUGCUUCGUACUUGAUCCUGUUCUCGAUACUGGGAACGCUAGCCCGAUUGGGCCUCCAAUGGCUCACGUUCUAUCCCGGCGCGCCCGUGUCGUUUUCUGAAUUAUGGGCGAACGUUGGAGGAACCCUGGUGAUGGGAUUUCUUGGGGAGGAUAGGAAGCUUUUCGCUCAGGAAUGGGGGAAGGAGACCGCUGCAGAGGUCGGGAGGGAACUGACAGAUGAAGAGAAAGCGCUCGAGGGAGUCGCGGCAAAGGCAUCACACGCGAAGGUCAAGAAGACGAUUCCAUUGUACAUCGGCCUUGCAACCGGAUUCUGCGGAUCAUUCACCAGCUUCUCGAGCUUCAUGCGAGACACAUUCCUCUCAUUAUCAAACGACCUACCCUCACCCAUCAACCACCCGUACCCUCCCGGAGCACCCAUCAGCACAUCCAGCACCGUCGCUCGACAUGGCGGCUACAGCUUCAUGGCCGUCGUCGCCGUCAUCGCCACCACCAUAGCCCUCUGCUACGCCGCCCUCCGCGUCGGAAUCCACCUCGCCAACUACAUCGACCGCUUCACGCCGACCCUCCCCUUCCACUUCUUCCGCCGCUUCAUCGACCCGCUCUUCGUCCUCAUCGCCUGGGGCGCCUGGAUCGGCGCCAUCAUCAUGGCCGUCUUCCCGCCUGACCGGCCCUCCGGCCCCGCCAGCAAAGGCAGCACCUGGUCCCACGAAACCUGGCGCGGCGAAGCCAUCUUCGCCUGCGUCUUCAGCCCGCCCGGCGCGCUCCUCCGCUACUACGCCAGCCUCAAGCUCAACACCAUCGUCCCGUCCUUCCCGCUCGGCACCUUCGCCGUCAACAUCUUCGGCACCGCGGUCCUCGGCAUGGGCUACGACCUCCAGCACGUCCGCAUCGGGUCCGCGCUCACGGGCGGCGGCAGAGUCGGCUGCCAGGUCCUGCAGGGCGUCAUGGAUGGGUUCUGCGGGUGCCUCACGACGGUGAGCACGUGGAUCGCGGAGAUCAAUUCGCUGCCGAGGGGGAAGAGCUGGGUGUAUGCGGCUUGCAGUGUGGGUGUGGGGUUGAGCACCAUGGUCGUGAUUAUGGGGAGCGUGAAGUGGACGGUGGGGUUUUCGGCGCCCGCGUGCGUGACGUGA